CUUAUACGAACUGGGAAUAGGAGUACCUGAUUACCAGCCAUGUGCUAGCUUAAAAUUAUUAAAGCCAAGGGCAGAACCAACCAAAUAGUGGAGCGAUAGAUGAUGGACGCCAUGGCGAUGCCAAAAAGUUGCUUUUCUACAUCAAAUUCGCCACUUCUGAUUCAAUCCAUGGCUACCCAGAAGCCAAUCCUUCCAGCUUCGAUUGCUAAUGGCACCAAAAAGAAAGUACAAAAGGUGAGGAACUCAAGAGCAGUGAAACUACUGACAAGGGUGGAGCAGCUGAGGCUACUAACCAAGGCAGAGAAAGCAGGGGUAUUAUCGGCAGCCGAGAGGUUGGGAUUAUCACUGUCAACAAUUGAGAGACUUGGCCUGCUAUCUAAAGCAGAAGAGCUGGGAGUUCUAUCAGCAGCCACUGAUCCAGGAACACCUUCAGGUCUCUUCAGCCUUAGCAUAGGAUUGAUAGUCUUAGGUCCUGUUUGUGUGUAUUUUGUGCCUGAGGAUUACCCUUGGCAGAUUGGUUUCCAGGUCCUGGUAGCUUUUAUCUCUCUUGUCGGUGGCUCUGCCGCCUUUGGUGCCUCGAAUCUUGUAUCAAACCUGCAGAAAUCAUCAAAUUGAGCACGCAUGGUUGACAUUAAAGAUUUCUUGCAUUAGAAUCAUGGUUUGGGCUGAAUGUUAGCUACUCUUGUUUUAUGUUGUUGUUGCUACACAUUGUUCAAUUUUUAUUAUUUACCUAAAAUAGUUACUUAUUACCUAUCUGAUCA
Molecule: messenger RNA, 761 nt
Organism: Cuscuta europaea
Lineage: Eukaryota; Viridiplantae; Streptophyta; Magnoliopsida; Solanales; Convolvulaceae
Source: the annotation of a GenBank genome assembly